CUUCAGCUGCGCGAAGGUCCCAGCGAUGCUGCCGCUCAAUUGAUGCUUGCUGAAGAGUCCCGACGCUCUGUCUGUGUGUGUUUGUGUGUGUGUGUGUGUGUGAGAGAGAGAAAGAGCUUUGGCCCCGAUACGAUGAAGACUCGAUCUGCGAGUGGAAACGAGGGGAAAUGAAGAUGAAGAUAAAAGUGUACCAGGGGGUUAGCGGCAUCAUCAUCGUCACCAUGGUUACCAGCUUUAUGUUGGUGUACAACAGCAGCUCUGGUGCCAGAUCAUCUUCCUCAUCAGCAUCAUUAGCAUCAUCCUCAUCUUCCUCCCAACGUUCAUAUGGACCUGCUCCUUCCACAAAAAAGCCAGAGAGACCUCAGAGACUCCCGGCGUCAACACUUGAGGGGUACACAGGUGUCAUGGAUCAUAAGUCUCUGAAGAUGCGCUGCAAGACUUGCGCCCUAGUGACCAGCUCCGGCCAGCUGACUGGGAGCAAAAGGGGUGAAGAAAUCGAUCACUCUGAGUGCGUCAUCCGUAUGAACGAUGCUCCUAACAUAGGCUAUCAGCGGGACGUUGGCUGGCGCACUAGUCUGCGUGUCAUAGCUCACUCCAGCCUGCAGAGGGUGCUGCGGAGCCGGCAGGAGCUGCUCAACGUGAGCCAAGACACAGUGUUUAUCUUCUGGGGACCAAGCAGCUGCAUGAGAAGGGAUGGAAAAGGCCAUGUUUACAACAACCUCAGGCUGUUAAACCAGCUGCUGCCCAAACUGAAAGUCUACAUUAUUUCUCGGAUCAAGAUGCUCAAGUUUGAUGAACUAUUUAAAAAGGAAACAGGGAUCGACAGGAAGAGUUCCAACUCCUGGUUGAGUACCGGCUGGUUCACCAUGGCCAUAGCCCUGGAGCUGUGUGACAGGCUCAACGUGUAUGGCAUGGUGCCACCUGACUUCUGCAGGUCCUCCUCCCAUCCCUCAGUGCCGUAUCAUUACUACGAACCCUUGGGGCCCGACGAGUGCUCCAUGUACCUCUCCCACGAGAGGAGUCGACGUGGAAGCCACCACCGCUUCAUCACAGAGAAGACAGUAUUUGCAAAGUGGGCUCGAACCCUCGACAUUCACUUUUACCAGCCAGACUGGAAGCCUGCCGCUGCAGUUGCCAGCGCGAACAGCUCGUACGCUCCAGCUACAGCUGGAUCCUGAGACUCACUCCAGAGAUGAUCCCCAGAAGUGUUGGAUGUGUGUGUGGACAGUUGCCAGCGUGCAGAUUCUCUCUCUGACCAAUGUGAACACAUGAGACAGCAAUAGGACAGAGCAGGCCUGCUGCUGUGGGCUGUUAGCUGACUGCCUAAGCAGCUUGGCAGAAUGGGAUCAUUGCAUAAUAGCAGCACAAAGCCUCAACAAUGUUUUGGAAGUGUAACUAUAAUAGGAUGAAUUUCAUACUGGAAUCAAAGCCAUGGGGGUUGGCUCAAGUGUGUUUUUUAACUCUGUGUAGAGCUGCUUUAAUAACACUAGAGCUGUCAGAGAGGGGACAGACGAUGAGACAGUACACUGCUGCAUUAACUGGAGUAUGACUGAUCCAUUUUCAUACAUUAAAGCUGAACACAGAUUCAUUGAGGACACUGAGGUCAUGUUCUCAGCAUUGUUUGUGGGAUUGUGGGGUUUUAAUGACCUGAGAAGGAAUUUAUAUUCUGCAUUUACACACAAUUCAUACACUCUGUUUUUCAAACCUAAUUGUGAUAUUUUUAGAGUCACUAUCUUUCAUUUUUUCAACUCUUAAUUUAUUUAAUUUAUCCCUUUUCAGUGAGGCAGUAUGAAUAAUAAGACAACCACAGCAUACAGUCUUGUCAUACAUGUCGGCAACAGAGCUUUCGUACUGCAGUAAGCCAAUUAUACACGUGUACGAAUGUGUUGUAAUAAAUUCAAGAAUUAAAAUAUUAAACUAAUGUA
Lates calcarifer (barramundi perch) is the source of this 1925-nucleotide messenger RNA. It is a transcript of the gene st6galnac5b, whose product is annotated as ST6 (alpha-N-acetyl-neuraminyl-2,3-beta-galactosyl-1,3)-N-acetylgalactosaminide alpha-2,6-sialyltransferase 5b. Gene Ontology annotation, biological process: ganglioside biosynthetic process; oligosaccharide metabolic process. Bases 168 to 1178 code for a protein of 336 amino acids. The record is from RefSeq and is a predicted model, not a curated record. Lineage: Eukaryota; Metazoa; Chordata; Actinopteri; Centropomidae. The transcript has 5 exons. Gene Ontology annotation, molecular function: alpha-N-acetylgalactosaminide alpha-2,6-sialyltransferase activity.